CACGAGAAAUCAUUUUCCAGCUUUGUUGCAAACUUCGUUAGUCUUCUUCACUCAAUUUUGAAACAUGGCUUCUUGGGACAACCGCGUCGUCACCAACGAGCACUUGCUCCCUUACGUCGACUCCAACACGGCCCCGCCAGACAUCAAGGCUGCUCUGCAGACUCUGCCGUUCGAGAGGAACAUCUUCAAGCUCCUCGCCAACAGUAAUGUGUUCUUCAAACCAUUCAUGACUCUUCUUUCCUCCAGCUGGAGUGAGAAUCGAAAGAUUCUCCCUUCUGAAUGGCAAACCACUGUUCUACGUACGGCAGCCACUCUAGAUGCCCCUUACGAGUGGGAUGUCAACGAGCCUGUCGCACGCGUCCUCGGUCUCACAGAGGAACAAUUCGCGGCUCUUCGCAAUCCCAAAGAACCAUUGCCCGAGAGUCUUUUCACUCCGCGCCAGCGACUGAUCGCCCGCAUUGUUGAAGAGCUCAGUCGCCAACCCAGGGUCAGCAAGGACGUCAUGGAUGAGGCUCUAAAAGCUUUCAGUCACGAGGAGAUCACGGAGAUCUUCUUUCUCAAUGGUAUUUACGGCUUCUUGGCUCGCUUUAUGAACAGCGCCAGAAUUGACUUUGAUGAGCCUAUUCCCGGCUUGCUGGACAUUCUGCGCAAGUACAAUGCGUCGGCCAUUGAACGAGAAGAGCAGGCAAAGAAGUAGAUUUGGAUGACUGGUAGCCUUAGACUCAUAGAAGAAAUCAGUUAAUUAAUUCACAUA
Fusarium odoratissimum NRRL 54006 is the source of this 754-nucleotide messenger RNA. RefSeq lists its product as uncharacterized. The record is from RefSeq and is a predicted model, not a curated record. The transcript is spliced from 2 exons. NCBI's taxonomy places the organism in Eukaryota, Fungi, Ascomycota, Sordariomycetes, Hypocreales, Nectriaceae. The coding region runs from base 65 to 697 and encodes 210 amino acids.